Neomonachus schauinslandi (Hawaiian monk seal) is the source of this 302-nucleotide messenger RNA. RefSeq names its product keratin-associated protein 7-1. The transcript has a single exon. Lineage: Eukaryota; Metazoa; Chordata; Mammalia; Carnivora; Phocidae. The record is from RefSeq and is a predicted model, not a curated record. Bases 39 to 302 code for a protein of 87 amino acids.
UUCCCCAUCCAUCUUAUUCCUCCUCAACUCCUGUCACCAUGACUCGUUUCUUCUGCUGUGGAAGCUACUUCCCCGGCUAUCCUUGCUAUGGAACCAACUUCCACAGGACCUUCAGAGCUACCCCCCUGAACUGCGUCGUGCCCCUGGGCUCUCCCCUGAACUAUGGUUAUGGAUGCAAUGGCUACAGCUCCCUGGGCUACAGCUUUGGUGGUAGCAACAUGUACAACAGGGACUGUUGCUACGGCGGCAGCUGUUGCAGGCCCUGGGGCUCGAACUCUGGCUUCGGCUACAGCACUUACUGA